Molecule: messenger RNA, 995 nt
Organism: Amphimedon queenslandica
Lineage: Eukaryota; Metazoa; Porifera; Demospongiae; Haplosclerida; Niphatidae
Product: transmembrane protein 136-like
Exons: 2
Coding region: 118-888 (256 amino acids)
Cellular component (GO): membrane
Source: RefSeq, a predicted model, not a curated record
UCCUUCACUUCCUUGUCACUGUCACAGUCACACUUCAGCUGGCGUGGUUCCGUGAGACUACUUCUCCCUGUGAGUGUGCGAUACCUUGUACUAGUAGACACAGGAGUCCUUGGAGUCAUGACUGUUGAUUUGAACGUCCCACAGGAAGGGAUUAACAUACCCACCAGUGAUGAUUUGGUAAUGAAAGACUCAUCUUUAAUGGGUCAGCUACCACUCACUGCUAUAUUCACUAGCUUCUUCUUCUGGGCCAACCUGUACUUCUAUGUGUGUGUGUUCAAUAGGACCUGCUCUCCAGAGUGGAACUGCAGAAUCGUCACUGCACUCCACGGGACUGUGGCAUCGAUUCUUAGCUUUGGGAGCUGUUUCGUAUUUGGCCCGUGGCCAUUUACUUACAUUGCUCAACCAAACACUCAACUCCACACAGCCAUCAUAACGAUUAGCAUUGGAUAUUUUAUAUUUGAUUUUAUUUGGUGUCUCUGGUAUCAGACUGAAGGUAUUGUGAUGCUGGCGCAUCAUGUCGUAUCGCUCGUUGGUUUCACUUAUAGUCUUUAUACCGGGUCUUAUGGCUCCGAGCUGACUGCAGUUCUGGGAGGGAGCGAAGUCACAAAUCCAUUCCUACAGACCCGAUGGUUCCUGAAAGAGAUGCAAUUAUACAAGGGUCGAACGGCAUUUAUCAUUGAUACUUUGUUUUUUGUCACUUAUCUCUGCUUUAGACUGGGUCUUGGUACUGCCCUUCACUAUACUAUACAGACGUAUCCAAAACUAGAUCUCGUUCCUACACUGGGAGGAAACGCUUUUUACAUCAUCAGUGUAGUGUUUGGUGUCCAGAUCACACUGUUUUAUGUGAAGAAGUAUAUUCUGAAGACGAAAAGAAUACCACCACCAUAGAACACUAGUGACUAGCUAAACUUAAGGAUUUUAUAAUUUACACAUAUUUUGUUUAUUUUUAAUAAGAUUUUAUUUCAUAAGAGAGGGAAAAUUGCAUUUUAGCAGUA